Molecule: messenger RNA, 5188 nt
Organism: Jatropha curcas
Lineage: Eukaryota; Viridiplantae; Streptophyta; Magnoliopsida; Malpighiales; Euphorbiaceae
Source: RefSeq, a predicted model, not a curated record
CUUAUUGCAGCUUGAUAGUAGUACCAUAGAGCAAUUGAUGGAUAACAUAUUUAAGAAUUAUCGUUCAUGGUGCGAUUAUUUGCGAUGUAAAUCAAAUCUUAGAUUUCCUCAAGGUUCUGACAGACAACAAUUAGAGCUUAUCUACAUUGGACUUUAUCUUCUCAUAUGGGGUGAAGCUUCAAAUAUAAGAUUCAUGCCAGAAUGCAUCUGCUAUAUAUUCCAUCACAUGGCAAAUGAGGUGUAUGGAAUAUUAUAUAGCAAUGUGCAUCCUGUUAGUGGAGAGACAUAUGAAACUGCAGCUGUUGAUGAAGAAGCCUUUUUGAGAAAUGUUGUAACUCCAAUUUACAUUGUUUUGCACAAGGAAUCUAAAAGAAACAAAGGAGGCAAGGCAAGUCAUUCAAAAUGGAGAAAUUAUGAUGACUUGAAUGAGUACUUCUGGUCUGAUAAAUGUUUUAGGCUGGGGUGGCCAAUGGACCGUAAUGCAGAUUUUUUUGUUCAUACCGAUGACACGCUGCAUACAAAUGAGAGAUCUAACCAAGCGAAUAGAGGUAAGAGGAAACCUAAAACAAAUUUUGUUGAAGUCCGCACCUUUUGGCACCUGUUCAGAAGUUUUGACCGAAUGUGGAUAUUCUUUAUAUUGGCUUUCCAGGCUAUGGUUAUCAUUGCAUGGAAUUCGUCUGGAUCAAUUACUGAUUUUUUCAGUGAGGAUGUGUUCCGAAGUGUUUUGAGCAUCUUUGUCACGUCUGCUUUUCUCAAUUUUCUACAAGCUGCUCUGGAUAUAGUUCUUAGUCUUAAUGCCUGGAGGAGCUUAAAAGCCACACAAAUACUGAGAUAUCUUCUGAAGUUUGCAGUAGCAGCUGUGUGGGCUGUAGUUCUUCCAAUUGGUUAUUCCAGUUCUGUGCAGAAUCCAACUGGCCUUUUGAAAUUCUUUAACAAUUGGGUUAGGGAUUGGCAGAAUCAGUCACUUUAUAAUUAUGCAGUUGCAAUUUACUUGCUACCCAAUUUGUUGGCUGCUCUACUGUUUGUGCUUCCACCUUUACGGAGAAGAAUGGAGCGUUCAAAUUUUCGGAUUAUUACAUUUAUUAUGUGGUGGGCUCAGCCAAAACUAUAUGUGGGAAGAGGCAUGCAUGAAGAUAUGUUCUCACUUUUGAAGUAUACAUUGUUUUGGAUCAUGCUGCUAAUCAGCAAGCUAGCAUUUAGCUACUAUGUGGAGAUACUUCCUUUGGUUGGGCCAACGAAGUUGAUCAUGGAUAUGCAUAUUGAUAAUUAUCAAUGGCAUGAGUUCUUUCCAAAUGUUACGCAUAACAUCACCUUCUGUUAUUUUAUGGAUGGACAAAUAUGGUACUCCAAUCUUUUCUACUCUUUUGGUGGAUUCAUGGAGCCUUCAGCCAUUUGGGUGAGAUACGAACACUGGAAUGUUACGGGUCCUAGAUUUGAUCUGUGCCUUCAGCCUUUUCAGUCGCCGCCUUGUCCCAUCAUUCAAAUGAUGAUACUGAUAGGAACACCUGGCGUAGUGGCGGUAGCAAUUCUAACUGAUACACCUGAUGCGUCCAUUGAAAGAAAAAAUAUUGUAAACUUUUCUCUGGUGUGGAAUGAGUUCAUCAAUUCUAUGAGAAAUGAGGAUUUAAUCAGCAACCAUGAAAGAGACUUGCUUCUUGUACCUUAUUCUUCAAGUGAUGUGUCUGUUGUCCAGUGGCCUCCUUUUUUGCUUGCUAGCAAGAUUCCAAUAGCAUUGGACAUGGCAAAAGAUUUCAAGGGAAAGGAAGAUGCUCACUUAUAUAAGAAGGCAAAAGAUUUCAAGGGAAAGGAAGAUGCUGACUUAUAUAAGAAGAUGGAUGACUAUAUGCGUUCGGCAGUAACUGAGGCCUACGAAUCAUUGAGAGACAUAAUAUAUGGCCUUCUGGAAGAUGAUGCUGAUAGGAAGAUUGUAAGACAGAUUUGUUAUGAAGUGGAUAUGAGCAUACAACAACACAGAUUUUUGAAUGAAUUCCGGAUGAGUGGCUUGCCUAUGCUCAGUGAAAAGUUAGAGAAGUUUCUAAAAGUUUUGCCAUCUGGUUAUGAAGAUGUUGAUGCGUACAGAUCUCAAAUAAUAAAUGUUCUCCAGGAUAUUAUAGAAAUUAUUACUCAGGAUAUCAUGAUUCACGGUCAUGAAAUCCUAGAAAGAGCUCAUCCUACCACUAUAGAUGAUCAUAAUAGCAAGAAAGAGCAGAGGUUUGGAAAGAUAAAUUUUGGCCUUACACAAAACAAAUCUUGGAGGGAGAAGGUUGUUCGGCUUCAUUUGCUUUUGACCACAAAGGAAUCUGCUAUAAAUGUACCUUCAAACUUGGAUGCUCGCCGCCGUAUCACUUUCUUUGCAAAUUCCUUAUUUAUGAACAUGCCAACAGCUCCAAAAGUUCGAGACAUGCUCUCCUUUAGUGUUUUGACUCCAUAUUACAAAGAAGAUGUUCUAUAUUCUGAUGAUGAUCUUCACAAGGAAAAUGAGGAUGGCAUAACAAUGUUGUUCUACCUUAAGACAAUAUAUCGUGAUGAAUGGAAAAAUUUUGAGGAACGAAUGAAUGAUAAUGAACUUAAUUACUCUGCCAAAGAAAGAGCAGAGUGUCUUCGUCAGUGGGUAUCCUACAGGGGGCAGACACUUGCUAGAACAGUGAGGGGAAUGAUGUACUACAAGAAAGCUCUAGAAGUUCAAUGCUCCCUGGAAUUCACAGGCGACAAUGCAAGCCACACUAAGGAAUCAAGUGAAACCUAUCAGUUUCAUCAGAAGACUUUUCUUGAUCAUGCACAAGCUCUGGCUGAUUUGAAGUUUACCUAUGUUGUUUCAUGUCAAGUUUAUGGGACCCAGAAAAAAUCUACUGAUGCUCGAGAUCGAAGUUGUUACAGUAAUAUUCUUAAUCUCAUGUUAACGUAUCCAUCACUACGAGUUGCUUACAUAGAUGAAAGAGAGGAGACAGUGAAUGGAAAAUCUGAGAAGGUUCACUACUCUGUUCUCGUCAAAGGAUGUGAUAAGCUUGAUGAGGAAAUUUACCGAAUCAAGCUCCCAGGUCCACCAACUGAAAUUGGUGAAGGGAAACCUGAAAAUACUAAAAAUCAUGCCAUUAUUUUCACUCGUGGAGAAGCCCUUCAGACUAUAGACAUGAAUCAGGAUAAUUACUUUGAAGAAGCUUUUAAAAUUGAGAAAUGUGUUUGGAAGAAAUUUGAUAAAAUCUUCUUGUCGUGGGCCACGGAAAACAAACCUACAAUUUUAGGUCUAAGGGAGCACAUAUUUACUGGAAGUGUUUCAUCAUUAGCUUGGUUCAUGUCCAAUCAAGAAACCAGCUUUGUAACUAUUGGCCAACGUAUUUUGGCUAAUCCUUUGAGGGUGAGGUUCCAUUAUGGUCAUCCUGAUAUAUUUGAUAGGAUAUUCCACAUAACAAGGGGUGGCAUAAGCAAAGCUUCAAAAAUAAUAAAUUUGAGUGAGGAUAUAUUUUCAGGGUACAAUUCAACAUUACGAGGGGGAUACAUAACACAUCAUGAAUAUAUCCAAGUAGGCAAAGGGCGUGAUGUGGGAAUGAAUCAAAUAUCAUCUUUUGAAGCAAAGGUUGCAAAUGGAAAUGGGGAGCAGACACUUAGUCGUGAUGUUUAUCGACUUGGACGCCGAUUUGAUUUCUAUCGAAUGCUAUCAUUCUAUUUUACAACAGUUGGUUUCUACUUUAGUAGCAUGGUAACUGUGCUUACUGUGUACGUAUUCUUAUAUGGUCGUCUAUACAUGGUAAUGAGUGGACUAGAAAUGGAGAUUCUUACUAACCCAAGCAUACGCCAAAGCAAGGCCCUUGAAGAAGCCUUAGCUACUCAGUCUGUUUUUCAAUUAGGCUUGUUGUUAGUGCUGCCCAUGAUCAUGGAAAUUGGCUUGGAGAAAGGGUUUCGCACUGCUCUGGGUGAUUUUGUCAUUAUGCAGCUUCAGUUGGCCUCCGUAUUCUUCACGUUCCAGCUUGGAACUAAGGCUCAUUAUUAUGGGAGAACAAUUUUGCAUGGUGGUUCUAAAUAUCGAGCUACUGGUCGUGAAAUAUCGAGCUACUGGGGGGUUGUUGUUUUCCAUAUGAAGUUUGCUGAGAACUACAGGACUUACUCGGCGAAGUCAUUUGUAAAGGGAUUAGAGCUGAUUAUACUAUUGGUCUUGUAUGGUUUUGGGAAUCAAUAUCGCACUUCAAAUCUUUAUUGGUUCAUCACAUUCUCCAUGUGGUUUCUGGUUGGAUCCUGGUUGUUUGCUCCUUUUGUGUUUAACCGCAUCUGGUUUUGACUGGCAAAAGGCAGUGAUGAUUGGACAGAUUGGAAGAGAUGGAUGGGAAAUCGGUGGUGGAUUGGUAAUCCCCUCCUGAAUAAAAGUUGGGAAUCCUGGUGGGAUGGAGAGCCAAACGAACAUCUCAAAUAUACAAAUAUAAGGGGGUGGCUGCUAGAGAUAAUCCUUGCAUUUCGCUUUUUCAUCUAUCAAUAUGGCAUUGUUUAUCACCUUGAUAUAGCCCACCAUAACAGAAGUGUUCUGGUUUAUGGACUUUCCUGGGUAGUUAUGAUAACUGCUCUUUUGGUCUUAAAGAUGGUAUCAAUGGGUAGGCGAAGGUUUGGUAUCGAUUUCCAGCUUAUGUUCAGGAUUCUCAAGGCUCUUCUUUUCCUUGGCUUCAUGUCUGUCAUGACAGUCUUGUUUGUAGUAUUUGGACUCACAAUAACAGAUCUGUUUGCUGCAAUCCUUGCCUUCAUGCCCACUGGGUGGGCCCUUCUUCUGAUCGGGCAAGCAUGCAGGCCGUUGUUCAAGAGGAUCGCAUUCUGGGAUUCAAUAAAGGAGCUAGCAAGAGCUUACGAGUACAUAAUGGGGUUAUUAAUAUUCAUGCCAACAGCCAUUUUGUCAUGGUUUCCUUUUGUAUCAGACUUCCAAACUCGUCUGCUCUUCAAUCAAGCUUUUAGCAGAGGCCUUCAGAUUUCAAUGAUUCUUGCCGGAAAGAAAGAUGGAGCUGAUGCUGGAAAAAAGGAUAAGACAUAAACUAAUUUGUACUUGUAACUGUAAGAUAGUGACUGCCUUCAUUAUAUUUAUUUAUUUCAUUUUCUUAAUAUUUAAUUAUAUAUAUUUUUUGUUAGAUUAACAUUUUUAUUAUUCUUUUUAAUUUCACAUCUAAACCAUGAUUCUUAUUACAAAUAACCACCUUUACCAAUUCAAAUUCAA